This is a messenger RNA of Vicia villosa (hairy vetch), 987 nucleotides long. RefSeq names its product small ribosomal subunit protein uS3x. Bases 123 to 842 code for a protein of 239 amino acids. Gene Ontology annotation, biological process: translation. Gene Ontology annotation, molecular function: structural constituent of ribosome; RNA binding. Lineage: Eukaryota; Viridiplantae; Streptophyta; Magnoliopsida; Fabales; Fabaceae. Gene Ontology annotation, cellular component: cytosolic small ribosomal subunit; nucleus. The transcript has 6 exons. The record is from RefSeq and is a predicted model, not a curated record.
AUAUAAAUUCCACCCUUAACAUUUUUCAGCUCUCAUCAAACACUAGGGUUUUUGCGGUAGUUUUCAUUUGUGCCCCUUCCCUUCGAUAGCUGCGGAUUGCAGUUUCCUUCCGUUUCACAAUCAUGGCAACUCAAAUGAGCAAAAAGCGAAAAUUCGUCGCAGACGGAGUUUUUUUCGCUGAAUUGAAUGAAGUUUUGACCAGAGAGUUGGCCGAGGAUGGUUAUUCAGGUGUUGAGGUUAGGGUUACCCCGAUGCGCACUGAAAUCAUCAUCAGAGCUACUCGUACCCAAGCUGUUCUUGGUGAGAAGGGAAGGAGGAUUAGAGAACUAACCUCAGUGGUACAGAAGAGGUUUAAGUUUCCUGAGAACAGUGUGGAACUUUAUGCCGAGAAGGUUAACAACAGAGGACUUUGUGCCAUUGCUCAGGCCGAGUCUCUUCGUUACAAGCUCCUUGGUGGUCUUGCUGUCCGCAGGGCUUGCUAUGGUGUUUUGAGAUUCGUCAUGGAGAGUGGUGCCAAGGGUUGUGAGGUUAUUGUCAGUGGAAAAUUAAGAGCCCAAAGAGCCAAGUCCAUGAAGUUCAAGGAUGGCUACAUGAUUUCAUCUGGACAGCCAGUCAAGGACUACAUUGACUCUGCAGUGAGACACGUGCUCCUUAGACAGGGUGUUCUCGGGAUCAAGGUAAAGAUCAUGCUUGAUUGGGAUCCUAAAGGUAAACAAGGUCCUAAAACUCCCCUCCCUGAUAUCGUCACCAUUCACACUCCAAAGGAAGAGGAAGAGUAUGUCCGGCCUGCGGCUGUUGUGGCGAAUGAUAUUGAGGUUCCUGUCCCAGUUCCUGUUGCUUAAAAAAGUUUUGAUUGCUUUGAAGUUCUUAAUUAGCUAAGAACAUGUUUUACUCUUGUUACAUUCAAUGUUGUCAAAGACUCACCUCCCAAUUUUUGUAGUUUCAGACUGUCUUAAGAUAUUGUUAUACUUAUUUUUAAGUAUUUAA